AUGGGUAAUUUUACAGACCCGGGAUCGGUUAAUUCACAGGAUUCGACGAGUUUCACUUAUGCAGAACAAGUUCCCCUCUUCCCGGAAUCUGUCCAUGGGACCUCUUCGAUCGAUACGCAAACAGCUCUUCGUGAGAUGACGGAGAUACGAUUUAGUGAUGAUCAGAGCUACAGAAACUCCGAUUCAAAGCUAAAAGAGGUGCUCAAUCUCGGAGUAUCAACACAAUACUCCGGUCUUCCAAAGAGGCCUAUAACUCCCAACCACGAUCGAAGUCUCUCAAUCAGUCAAGACCUUCCCAUGAAGUCGGUACAAUUUCAAAGAUUGGAUGGCACAGAGUUGGUGCCAAAGGAGGAUCAAGAACAAGAAUUCCUUACCCGUAGAUCUCAAUGGACGAAUAUACAAUCGAGGUCCAAGAGAAGAACAUUUCUCAAGCGGUCACUUUCUUACAAGAACAUGAUAUUUAAAAACGCGCCAAGAAAGUCACAUCUAAAGAGCAUUGUGAAAAAAAGUGACUCUGAUUCUCGACCUGCGUGUCGCAAGUCCAAAAUAUACCCUCGCCGUUAUUUUCAACCUUCAACAAGCUCGAGCUCGGACAUGGUCAACGACAACAAUUGGUCUCAAAUUCUGGAUGAAUACAUCUCGCAAAGGUGUUAUGAUAAAAAUGUCAAUCUCAGUACUAUUGCUGAAUUCACCAGGUGCUGGCCUCCACCUCCCUCUUAUGCGAACAUCACAGUGGAUUUUCACACACCGUUAAUCUCUGAUCCGAAUUCAGACAACAACCACAAUAUUGACACUGAAAGUGAAACCUCUUCUUCCUUUACAGUAUUUGAGAUAGAAAAUCCUGUAUCGGACCGAGGAGCCAGACAUCCUAGGAGCUAUAAUCUUGCAAAGAUGCCGAGUACUUAUCCAAGAUCCCCUCCUGAAUAUCGGCCAGGUAGUGAACCUAUGUUUUCUUUGUCAGAAUCAAGAGUGGCUCAAUCGCCUCCACAAAGCCAACUCUUUAAAGACGUAUCUUCUAUGGAUGCGUCAAAGUCUCCAUCAAAUAAUGAUGUAAACAUGGAUGACGUAGGUGGUGCACAGUCCGAGGGAGACUCUUCCCCACCAAGACGCCCCAAAUACGUUUAUAAACCCAGGGACUAUUCGUUGCGACCUCGAGAGCCCUGGGAAUUUCCAGAUCCUUUUCCUCUGACGCCAUUACAAGGACUCACUGCUGCUAACCAGCCUGACUCAUCGCAGCGCACAUUCUCCACAGCCAGAGUUCAAAAUGACACCGCAGACGAUUUCAGAGCCAGAAGACGUCGACGCAGGCAUAUAAUCGAUGAAGAAGACUAUUCAGAUGAGGAUUGGGACGCUCAAGGGGAACCUAGAAAGAUUCUCCGUCUGCAUUACAAGGAAGUGAAAGACAAUGGCGAUGAGUGGGAGCCGUUGACUGAUGAAAAGGCCAGAGAAUUAAUGUUAAAAGGAAGAGUCGAUAAAUAUCAUAAUGUCAAGCUGUCAGACACGACGGGAAUUGAACUGUGUAAGCGAAGAGAGCUUGAAAUGUAUCAGCGAAGGAAGCUUGAAAAUGAAUCACGGAAGAAUCCUUCUUCGUCUUCCUCGGCGCAACAUUCAGAGCCUCACAAUGGUUCCAGGGCUAAUGAAGGCAUCGAAUCGAACACAGUAGCCAUAGGUCUACCUCCAACUCCAAGACCAAAACCAAGUCAAGGACAGCGGGUGCGGGUCAACGGAAAAUUAAUUACCCACGAAGAAAAGACUGCCAGGGAGAAGUCCAGUCGUGAGCUGGUUGUUGAAUUGCGUCAUUUACAGCUUGCGUCGAUGCAUAUCAUGGAAGUCCUCGGGCAGAAUAGGUCGAGCGGUGACAAAACUGUGAGAGAGCAAAAGAAGAGAGAAUUACAAGAUAUUCGGGAUGGAGCGGUAUCUAUGGAAAUUCCGGCAACCGAAGAUGAUCGACAAAGGGCCGCCCGAAUCAUUUUUGAUAUAAUAGAUUCUAACAUGCGAGCUAUCGCAAAUGGAUUUGGGCCCGACGAUGUGAAAAAUUCUUCGCGCUGGUUCUCUCAUGAUAGGUUUAUGAAUUAUAAUCGAUUAAUAUCAGCUCUAGAAACGGAGUCUGAUCAGCUAGAAGAACAAAUAUGUAUACUCCCCAGAAGCUCCGAGGGGUACAAAAUCAUGAAAAGUCGAUUGGAUUUUCUGCAAACAGAACAUGAAUAUUUGGAAAAGAGGGAGGAUUUCUACGUUGAUGAGACAAAUGACGGUGAGCAAUGGUGUAACGAUUACGAAAAUCAUAAUCCCCCUUUGAUAACGGGAGACCCACGCGUUAAUGCCGAAUACGGUGCAGCGAUAGGAAAAUGGAACUCACAGGCUUCACCGCAAACACUGGAGGAAGAGGAAGAUGAUCUUCAAAAGGCAAUAAGAAUGUCAUUGGGUGAAACUAAACCGGUCGAGCCGGUGAGAGAAGAUUCCAAGGGUAAACACAAACAAGUCAGGCCGCGACUUAUUCUGACUAUGCGCAAAGAUAAUGAGGGUUCGGCUGCACAAAGGUGCACACCAACCCACCAAAGUACCAAGCUUGCAACGGUUAUGUCAUCCGAAGCGCAUUGGAGAGACAGUACAUCACUUGCGCAAUUUCAAGAUGACUCAAUGGAUGAGACUGCAGCAUUUGAGAAGGCCAAGGCUAUGUCGCGUGCACAGUAUCGAAAUGAGAGUCCGCCACCCGACGACGAUGACUAUUAG
Botrytis fragariae is the source of this 2730-nucleotide messenger RNA. RefSeq lists its product as uncharacterized. The record is from RefSeq and is a predicted model, not a curated record. Lineage: Eukaryota; Fungi; Ascomycota; Leotiomycetes; Helotiales; Sclerotiniaceae. The transcript is spliced from 6 exons. The coding region runs from base 1 to 2730 and encodes 909 amino acids.